AUGGACAGUCACCAGAGCGUUCCUCAAGCUCCACAACCUCAAGACGUCAGACCAACUCCUGACCAAGCUCAAGUGGUCACGCCUACAAUUGGAACUUGUGAUGUUCCUCACUAUGAUGGGCUUAGUUAUGGAAUCCAUCCACCUCCCAUUGAAGCCCACGCCUAUGAGAUCAAGCCAAGCUUGAUAAGGUUAAUUCAAAGCUCUAAGUUCUUGGGAAAUGGAUUGGAGAAUCCUUAUGAUCACUUGGACUACUUUGAGAGGUUGUGUGGCACAUUUAGGCGUUGCUGGUGUUCCUAA
Messenger RNA from Microthlaspi erraticum, 297 nucleotides. The record is from the annotation of a GenBank genome assembly. NCBI's taxonomy places the organism in Eukaryota, Viridiplantae, Streptophyta, Magnoliopsida, Brassicales, Brassicaceae.